Molecule: messenger RNA, 429 nt
Organism: Vespa velutina
Lineage: Eukaryota; Metazoa; Arthropoda; Insecta; Hymenoptera; Vespidae
Product: zinc finger CCCH domain-containing protein 13-like
Exons: 4
Source: RefSeq, a predicted model, not a curated record
AUGUCUGAUCGCAAUAGAGUUUAUCCAAACAAUCAGUCUCUCUUUUCUGGUCGUCCUCCGGAACUCGAUCCUUGAAAUGCCUCGAGGAAAGAAGAAUAGGAAGAGAAGAGAAGAGAAGAGAAGAGAAGAGAAGAGAAGAGAAGAGAAGAGAAGAGAGAGAAAGAGAGAGAUGCGCAAAAAAGAGAGAGAGAGAGAGAGAGAGAGAAGAGGAAAGGCGUCUCUCUCACCCGGCACGAACGCGGCAAGGCCGAGAGAAGGAACAGUAAAAUUGUGGAGAAUGUGUACGCGCCAUCAGGGUGGCCUAGAUUCGGUCAAGACCUGCUUUCUAGGCAGCAUUUCUCUUUAUCACCGGCUACGCCGGUGUACAACUCUCCGUCCCUCUCUUUCUCUUUCUCUCUCUCUCUCUCUCUUUCUACCUGUAGAUUAUAA